AUGCAUAUUAAAAGUAUUUUGGUUUCAUUUAUCUCCUCUGGGAUAUUGAAUGAUGAGAUCCUAUGUGUACUUCAGGAUGGUGGUGAUCAGCUUCGCCUUCAUAGUCCAUAUGAAAGUCCUCCGAAAAAUGGUCUAGAUAAGGGAUUUUCUGAUGUAAUUAUGUAUGAUGUACCUCCCAAGGGUUUUUUCCCUUCAGAUUCUGCUAGCGCUUCUGUUAAUUCCUUGUCUUCUGGAGGUUCAGAUAGUGUGCAUGGUCAGAUGAAGGGAAUAGGGAUGGAUAAUUUUAGAGUAAGCCUUUCAAGUGCAGUUAGCUCAUCAAGUCAAGGUUCUGGUCAUGAUGAUGGUGAUGCCCUGGGAGAUGUUUUUAUCUGGGGGGAAGGCACUGGGGAUGGUGUCCUAGGUGGUGGACCUCAUCGAGUUAGCAGUUCUUUUGGUGCCAAAUUAGAUUCUUUGUUUCCCAAAGCUUUAGAAUCUGCGGUGGUAUUGGAUGUUCAAAAUAUAGCUUGUGGUGGCCGACAUGCAGCACUAGUGACAAAGCAAGGCGAGAUUUUCUCUUGGGGUGAGGAAUCGGGAGGUAGACUUGGGCAUGGUAUUGAUUCUGAUGUUCUGCAUCCAAAGCUUAUAGAUUCACUCAGCCAUACAAACAUUGAGCUUGUUGCAUGUGGUGAAAAUCAUACUUGUGCCGUAACACUCUCUGGAGACUUGUACACAUGGGGUGACGGUGAUUUUGGUCUUCUUGGGCAUGGAAAUGAAGUUAGUCAUUGGGUCCCCAAAAGAGUAAAUGGACCCUUAGAGGGCAUACACGUCUCAUAUAUCUCAUGUGGGCCCUGGCAUACUGCGGUGGUGACCUCUGCUGGUCAAUUAUUUACUUUUGGCGAUGGUACUUUUGGUGUUCUUGGUCAUGGAGACAGAAAAUGUGUCUCUAAACCUAGGGAAGUGGAGUCUUUAAAGGGGCUCCGAACUGUACGAGCAGCUUGUGGGGUUUGGCAUACUGCAGCGGUUGUUGAAGUCAUGGUGGGAAGCUCAAGUUCAAGUAAUUGUUCAUCAGGAAAACUUUUUACUUGGGGAGAUGGUGAUAAAGGUAGACUUGGGCAUGGUGACAGGGAGUCAAAACUUGUCCCUACCUGUGUUGCAGCUCUUGUCGAACCAAACUUUUGCCAGGUUUCAUGUGGACACAGCUUGACAGUUGCAUUGACGACUUCUGGUCAUGUAUAUACAAUGGGGAGUCCUGUAUAUGGCCAAUUAGGUCAUCACCAAGCUGAUGGGAAGUUACCCCGUCGUGUUGAAGGCAGGUUGGCAAAGAGCUUUGUGGAGGAGAUUGCUUGUGGAGCAUAUCAUGUUGCUGUCUUGACUUCCCGAACUGAAGUUUACACAUGGGGAAAGGGGGCAAAUGGAAGAUUGGGUCAUGGGGAUACUGACGACAGAAAUUCUCCAACUUUAGUGGAAGCUUUAAAAGACAAGCAAGUCAAAAGUAUUGCUUGUGGUACUAAUUUCACUGCUGCUAUUUGCCUUCAUAAAUGGGUGUCAGGGGUUGACCAAUCCAUGUGUUCAGGCUGUCGUCUUCCUUUUAACUUUAAAAGGAAACGCCACAACUGUUAUAACUGUGGGCUUGUCUUUUGUCAUUCAUGUAGCAGCAAAAAAUCAAUGAGGGCAUCAAUGGCACCAAAUCCCAAUAAACCCUAUCGUGUCUGUGACAACUGCUUCAGUAAAUUGAAAAAAGCUAUGGAAACCGAUGCUUCUUCCCAGUCUUAUAUGAGUCGACGAGGAAGCAUGAAUCAGUCAGUAACUGAUAUGACAGACAAGGAUACUAAGUUGGAUACAAGGUCUCGAGCUCAGCUUGCUAGGUUUUCUUCAAUGGAAUCCUUCAAACAAGUAGAAAACCGUUUUUCCAAACAGAAGAAAAAACUUGAAUUCAACAGCAGUCGUGUUUCACCUAUUCCAAAUGGUACCUCUCAGUGGGGAGCUCUCAACAUUUCCAAGUCUCUUAAUCCAGUAUUUGGCUCCUCCAAGAAAUUCUUUUCAGCUUCAGUUCCUGGAUCAAGAAUUGUUUCUCGAGCAACAUCACCAAUAUCUAGACGGGCCAGUCCACCUCGUUCUACUACACCAACACCAACAUUGGGUGGACUCACGUCUCCAAAGAUUGUUUUGGACGAUGCUAAAAGGACAAACGAUGGCCUUAGCCAAGAGGUUAUCAAAUUAAGAGCACAGGUGGAAAAUCUCACGUGCAAGGCUCAACUUCAAGAUAUAGAACUGGAAAGAACUACUAAGCAGCUAAAGGAGGCAAUAGCCAUUGCUGGAGAAGAGACUGCCAAAUGCAAAGCAGCAAAAGAAGUGAUCAAGUCACUUACUGCUCAGCUGAAGGAAAUGGCUGAGAGGUUGCCAGUAGGUGCUUCCCGGAGCAUCAAAUCUCCUACAUCUUUAUCCUCGGGUUCCAAUAUUACCGCCAGUGACAUACCAAAUGGCUGUAUUGACCGAGUUCAUAGUCAACUAACUUUCCAAGAUGUGGAGUCAAAUGUAUCUAACAGUCAACUGCUUCCCAAUGGAUCAAGCAAUGCCAGUAAUCGCAAUGCUGUUCAAAACAGACAAGCGUUUCCAGAACCAACGACAAGAAAUGGGGCCAGAACAAAAGAAGGUGAUUCUCGUAAUGAGAAUGAAUGGGUCGAACAAGAUGAACCAGGUGUAUAUAUUACACUUACCUCCUUACCUGGAGGUGUCAAAGAUCUUAAACGUGUUCGCUUCAGUCGAAAACGGUUUAGCGAGAAACAAGCUGAACAGUGGUGGCAAGAGAAUCGUGCAAGAGUUUAUGAGCAGUAUAACGUGCGCAUGGGGGACAAGUCAAGUGUUGGCACUGUAAGCGAGGACUUACCACAUUGAAACAUGCUAAUAGAUUUGUAAGUGAUUUUUCUUUUCUUGACCUCUUCUUUUUCUUCCCUGCCGGAAAUCUGCUGUAUGGGGAAGAUCAUAUUCAUCACUUAGCUUGGCUUCUCAAAUUUGUGGGGUGGUAGCAGGGUUUGCCAUAAAAAGAACUAGGAGUAGAGGUUUGCUUUGUAAGUUUUCGUUAGCUUUUUCUUUUUCUUUUUAUGGCUUGACCUGUUCUUUUACAUUUAUCUUUUUUUUCCAUUUUCCCCCUCCAUAAUGGUGUUUGUGGGGAAUUGAGGGUGAGAGAUGUAAAGUUUUAGUAGGCUGCUUGCUCUAUAUUGGGAGUAGCUUCCUUGUAAAUUUCCAACGUAAAUGCAUCUUCAGAUAUCAAAUCCCUACCGUUUCUACAUUCA
Lycium ferocissimum is the source of this 3272-nucleotide messenger RNA. RefSeq names its product PH, RCC1 and FYVE domains-containing protein 1-like. The coding region runs from base 1 to 2874 and encodes 957 amino acids. The transcript is spliced from 5 exons. Gene Ontology annotation, molecular function: metal ion binding. The record is from RefSeq and is a predicted model, not a curated record. NCBI's taxonomy places the organism in Eukaryota, Viridiplantae, Streptophyta, Magnoliopsida, Solanales, Solanaceae.